Molecule: messenger RNA, 814 nt
Organism: Papaver somniferum (opium poppy)
Lineage: Eukaryota; Viridiplantae; Streptophyta; Magnoliopsida; Ranunculales; Papaveraceae
Exons: 1
Coding region: 109-627 (172 amino acids)
Source: RefSeq, a predicted model, not a curated record
CAGUUUAGCAACAAAAAAGAAGAAGAAAGAACUAGCUUUGAGAUUUCUCAACUCAAAGUGAGUCAAGAACCGAUUCAAGAACUCAUUCAAGAAGAAGAGGGGAAAAAAAUGGGUAUAUGCAGUUCAUAUGAAUCGGUAUCUGUAGCAACAGCAAAGAUAAUCCAUCAAGAUGGACAGCUUCAAGAAUUUUCAUACCCAGUGAGAGUUUCAUAUGUAUUGCAGAAACACCCAUCUUGUUUCAUUUGUAACUCUGAUGAAAUGGAUUUCGGUAAUUAUGUAUCUGCCCUAAAUGGUGACGAAGAGCUUCAGUUGGGUCAUCUUUAUUUUGUUCUGCCAUUGAGUAGAUUGAAGCAACCAAUACAGGCUGAAGAUUUAGCAGCAUUAGCUGUCAUGGCAAGUUCUGCGUUAAUGAAGAGUAGUACUACUAGUAACAAAAAAGAUAAUGCUCCCCUCGUAUUCUCUGUGACGAAUCAAAUGAAGAACAUGCGAGUUGCAAAUAGCAAUACUGUGGGUAGUGGUGGUGGUGGUGGUGGUGAUGGUAGGGCAGUGGUUGUGGGGAAUAAGCAUAAAAGAGCUAGUAGUAGAGGACGUGAUUUUACGUCCAAUUUGAAUGUGAUAACGGAAUAGAGAAAAUUUUGGUUUAAUUUUGAAGAAGAAAAAAAUUUGAUUGGUACUAAUUAUUGAUGUAAAUAGUUAAUUUUUUGGAUGAAUUAUAUUAAUCAUUUUAAUGAAAUCGUAGUGGUUUUAAUCUGAAAUCUGUGAUAAUCGGGUAAAAAUGUUGUUUCUUGAAAUGGAAUCUUGGAUUUCUCUGUUA